Messenger RNA from Penicillium brevicompactum, 240 nucleotides. RefSeq names its product 40S ribosomal protein uS14. The record is from RefSeq and is a predicted model, not a curated record. Gene Ontology annotation, cellular component: ribosome; cytosolic small ribosomal subunit. Gene Ontology annotation, biological process: translation. Gene Ontology annotation, molecular function: RNA binding; structural constituent of ribosome; zinc ion binding. The transcript is spliced from 4 exons. Lineage: Eukaryota; Fungi; Ascomycota; Eurotiomycetes; Eurotiales; Aspergillaceae. The coding region runs from base 1 to 240 and encodes 79 amino acids.
AUGACUCACGAGAGCGUUUGGUACUCCCGCCCCCGCAAGUACGGCAAGGGCUCCCGCGAAUGCCGCGUUUGCUCCCACCGCGCUGGUCUGAUCCGCAAGUACGGCAUGAACAUCUGCCGUCAGUGCUUCCGUGAGAAGUCCACCGACAUUGGUUUCAACAAGGUUCGUUCAUACUCGAUCAUCCACCACUCGACAUACACAUACGCACAAAACACAUCCGCCCACCGAAUCCCGCCAUGA